Molecule: messenger RNA, 4980 nt
Organism: Exophiala xenobiotica
Lineage: Eukaryota; Fungi; Ascomycota; Eurotiomycetes; Chaetothyriales; Herpotrichiellaceae
Exons: 2
Coding region: 1-4980 (1659 amino acids)
Biological process (GO): sister chromatid segregation; resolution of meiotic recombination intermediates; DNA topological change
Cellular component (GO): nucleus
Molecular function (GO): ATP binding; DNA topoisomerase type II (double strand cut, ATP-hydrolyzing) activity; DNA binding
Source: RefSeq, a predicted model, not a curated record
AUGGAUACCUCAGUGUUUGACGUUGAUGGCGGCACCUCAGACUUUGAGCCGGCUCCUAAAGCAAAGUCCAAAGCCGCGCCAAAGAAAGCACCAGCCUCCAAACCCGCAAAGACCACUGCGUCUAAAGCGAAACCCGGACCGAAACCCAAGACUACCGUACCAAAGAAGCGCUCUAAGAAAGACUCCGAGGAUGAAGGCUCUGACGAUGGAUCGGCCGAUGUUUUCGACGACGAAUCACUUCUCGCAGACACUCCUCCUAAAGCGAAGAAAGUCAAGCCCAAUCCAGUCAAAGGCAGCCACAAGAAGCCUCUAGGCGACCUGGUCAACGAAGCCAUAGGCGUCGACGGCGCAAAGGACUCUCCGCUACCACAGAAGAAGAAGCGUGUCUCUGAGCAAUACCAGAAACUCACUCAGCUAGAACACAUCAUCAAGCGCCCUGAUACCUAUAUUGGCUCUGUGGAACGCACAGAGAAACAAAUGUGGGUCUACAACACCGAACUCGACAGCAUGGAGUUCCGAGAGGUAUCUUAUGUCCCUGGUAUCUUCAAAAUCUUCGAUGAAAUCCUGGUCAAUGCCGCAGACAACAAGCAAAAUGACAAGAAUAUGGAUGAGCUCAAGGUCACCAUUGAUCGGGAAAAGGGAGAGAUUAGUGUCUACAACAAUGGUCGCGGUAUUCCCAUAGAGAUUCAUUCCAAGGAGAAGAUCUACAUCCCGGAGAUGAUCUUUGGUCACCUACUUACGGGUUCCAACUAUGAUGACAACGAGCAAAAGGUCACAGGUGGCCGGAAUGGUUACGGCGCAAAACUUUGCAACAUCUUCAGCACAGAAUUCACAGUGGAGACUGCCGAUGCGAGACAGAAGAAGAAGUAUAAGCAGACCUGGACCAACAACAUGUCUGAGAUGGGCAAAGCUAAAAUCACAGACUGCAAAGGCGAGGACUUUACCAAGGUCACGUUCAAACCCGACUUUGCCAAGUUUGGCAUGGAAGGUAUGGACGAUGAUCUCGAAGCGCUUUUCAAGCGUAGAGUGUACGAUCUGGCCGGUACCUGCAGAGGCGUGGCUGUCAAAUUGAAUGGCACCCGAUUGCAAACUCGCAACUUCAAAAAGUACAUCGAGAUGUACACCAAAGCAAUCAAAAAAGAGCGAGGCGAAGAGGCUGCAAACGACACUUCGGAAAUCAUCACCGAGUCUUCAGAUCCUCACUGGGAGAUCGGCUUCACAGUGUCGGACGGCUCCUUCCAGCAGGUUUCGUUUGUUAACUCUGUUGCUACCACAUCAGGUGGCACUCACGUCAACUAUAUCGCCGAUCAAAUUGUCAACAAACUAAUGGACGUUGUCAAGAAGAGGAACAAGGGUGGUGCAACCCUAAAGCCCAAUCAGAUUCGCAACCAUAUCUUCAUCUUUGUGAAUGCGCUGAUCGUCAAUCCAGCCUUCACGUCACAGACCAAGGAGCAGCUUACCACCAAAUCUAGUCAGUUCGGAAGCAAAUGCCAGGUCUCGGAAGAAUUCAUGAAGAAGGUAACAAAGACUGAAGUCAUCAACAACAUCCUCCAUUUCGCCCAACAAAAGGCCGACCAGAUCCUGAAGAAGUCUGACGGCAGUAAGCGAAGUCGGAUGAACAAUCCCAAACUGACUGAUGCAAACAAGGCCGGCACCAGAGAGGGCCACAAGUGCACACUGAUCCUGACUGAAGGUGAUUCGGCCAAAGGUCUUGCUAUGGCAGGUCGAUCAGUCGUGGGUCCCGACUUGUGGGGGGUGUUUCCUCUUCGAGGCAAACUCUUGAACGUGCGAGACGCGUCAAUUGACCAAAUCUCGAAGAAUGCUGAGAUUCAGAACAUCAAGAACUUCCUCGGUCUUCAGCACAAGAAAGUCUAUACUGACAGACAAGGCCUUCGAUAUGGUCGCUUAAUGAUCAUGACCGAUCAGGAUCAUGACGGUAGCCACAUCAAGGGCUUGUUGAUCAACUUUCUGCAAGUCCAGUUCCCAAGUCUGCUUAGAAUUCCGGAUUUCUUGGUAGAGUUCAUCACUCCCAUUGUCAAAGUGUGGAAGGGCGACCCGCAGAACCCCUCGCAGUCGCGCGCCUUCUACACCAUGCCCGAAUAUGAGGCCUGGAAAGAAGCGCAUAAACACGAACGCGGAUGGGAAAACAAGUAUUACAAGGGUCUGGGUACGAGCACCACAGAAGAAGCGCAGCAAUACUUCAAUGACUUGGAUACUCACCACAAGGAGUUUGACACCAUGAAAGAUGAAGAGCCGGCUUUGAUCGAACUCGCCUUUUCGAAGAAGAAAGCAGAUGAACGAAAGGAAUGGUUGCGUCAAUUCAGACCAGGAACGUAUCUCGAUCACAACAUCAAGAAGAUCACCUACAGUGAUUUUGUCAACAAGGAGUUGAUUCUCUUCAGUAUGGCUGACAACAUUCGAUCUAUCCCUUCUGUUGUGGAUGGCCUGAAGCCUGGCCAACGCAAGGUGAUGUAUACCUGCUUCAAACGCAAUUUGAAGAAAGAUAUGAAGGUUGCCGAACUCGCAGGUCUAGUCGGCGGUAUGACUGCUUACCAUCACGGUGAAACCUCUCUCCAACAGACUAUCGUUGGGUUAGCUCAGACAUUUGUGGGGUCAAACAAUGUCAACUUGCUGGUUCCUUCCGGACAGUUCGGUACACGAAAUCAAGGAGGCAGCGACUGCGCUAGCGCUCGUUACAUCUUCACUCGCCUCUCUCCAUUCGCUCGGAAACUCUUCAACCAGGCUGACGAGCCGCUUUUAACAUACAAUACCGACGACGACCGGAAGAUCGAGCCUCAAGUUUAUGUCCCUGUCAUCCCCAUGAUUCUCGUCAACGGUGCUGAUGGUAUUGGGACGGGUUGGAGUUCGUCUAUCCCCAACUAUAACCCGGAAGACAUCGUCGAGAACCUCAAGAGACGAAUGGCAGGUGAAGAAUGGAAGCAAAUGCAGCCAUGGUUCCGUGGCUUCAAAGGUGAAGUCAAAGAAACGGCGCCUGAUCGGUUCCAGUUCAGCGGUAUUGUCCAUGAGAGCGGGCCGACCGAGGUCGAGAUCACCGAGUUGCCUAUCCGCACCUGGACGCAGGACUUCAAAGACAAGCUUGAAGAGAUCAUCAAGGCCGAGAAGGUGCCAUCAUUCAUCAAAGACUACAAGGACUACAAUACCCAUGACCAAGUUCAUUUCAUCGUGCAGAUGGACGAGAAACACAUGGACAAGGCUCGCGAGGAGGGCUUCCUGGAAAAGUUCAAAUUGAACAAAUCCAUAGCCACAUCCAACCUUGUCGCAUUUGACCCAGAGGGUCGCAUUACCAAGUAUGCCAAUGUCGAAGCCAUCAUGGAUGAAUUCUACAGCUACCGUCUCCAAUUGUACGCGAAGCGCAAGGAAUGGCUGUUGCAAGAUAUGCAGAAGGAUUUGAGGCGCCUCUCGAACCAAGCCCGUUUUAUCCAGAUGAUCAUUGACGGCAAGCUUUACAUCUCGAAGAAAAAGAAGGCCGUGCUCAUUGCAGAGCUCCAGAAGCUCAAUUUCGACCCGAUUCCCAAGACCAAAGAUGCCACCAAGGAAGAAGAGAUCCUCCAAGUGGCCCAAGACGAAGAAGCCGAAGAGGACACCACUGACGCAAGUGCUUAUGACUAUCUUCUGGGUAUGCCUUUGUGGUCGUUGACCCAGGAACGGGUUGAGAGACUGCUGCGACAGAUUGGCGACAAAGAAAUGGAGGUCGAUGCACUGAUGAAGAAAUCGAAAGAGGACUUGUGGAAACAUGACCUUGAUGAAUUUAUUGCAGAAUGGAGAUUGCAACUAGAAGAGGAGCAUGCACGCAAGCGGAACGUUCGAAAAGGGCGACGAGUGUCCAAAAAGUUUGCCACCGCCGCCUCAAAGCCAAAGGCGAAGAAGCGGAAGGCAUUGGGCGAUUCUUCUGAUGAAUCAGAUUUCGAAGCAUCUGCACCAAAGGCAAAGAAGAGUGUGCCCGCGCCGAAGCCAGUACAGAAGCAGCGGCCUAUUACUGCUUAUGCUGCCCCGAAGACCAAUGCGUUGAAGAAUGCAAUGGAGCAGCGGAAACUGUAUACAGAUGGAAAUAGCGACCCUAUUGAAGAGCUAGAAGAUGCCAAGGUCGGCGCCACGGGCGAGGUUCCUGUCAAAGAAGAACCUGCCGUUGAAGAGGUCGUGUCAAAGCCUGCCAACCGGCAAUCUCGAGCAGUCACAAAGAAGCCGACUAACUAUGCUCUGCUCAGCGACUCAGAAAGUGACAAUGGAGAUGGCCUGCUAGCGGAUCUGGGUGAUAUGGUCAAAGGACUUCCUAGCAAGACAAGCACUGACAGUGGAAGCGAGUCCAGAGCAUUGUUUUCUGCGUCUACCUCAAGACCGACGAGCAGCCAUGGCUACAAACUCCCAACGAAACCUGCUCCAAAGGAUGAUCUCUCGGCCGAUGAGACUGACUACAAGAUGUUGGCACCACAAUCGUCUCCAAGACGGUCCAUUAUCGUCACAACCAAGGAAGGGACUACCGGGGCUGAAGAAACCGAUGAUGAAAUUGUUCCGGCGAAAGCAGUCAAGAAGGCAGUUCCAAAGAAAGAGAAGGAUGUCAUGGACAUGGACAGUGACAGCGACGUAGCUCCGCCAAAGAAGACCAAGCCCGCAGCUGCCAAGAAGGCACCCAAGGAUGCUAAGAAGCCUGCUGCGAAGAAGGCACCAGCUCCAAAGAAAGUCCAACAGUCUCCAGUGGCUAAAGCCUACGCGAAGCGAUUGGCAAAGAAGAAGGUGAUUGAUUCAGAUGAUGAGAUGGAUGCACUUGCGGAUGAUAUUUUGAAAUCUCCUUCGCCAUCCGAGUCGGACGAGCCUGUGUCCCGCAAGCCAGCAGCACGACCAGCAAGACGAGCAGUCGCCACGAAGAAAACUACCCAAUACACAUUUGAGGAUGACGACGAAGAAGACGACGGAGGCUUUCAAGACGAUGGAUCUUCUGCGGCGUUCUCGGAGAGCGAGUGA